AAGUUUGUUUUUCUCUAAUAACUUAUACUACAGAUUGUCGUCAUGUGAUAAGAAUUCAGCUUUGGCGUUGUUUAGUCAAGAGGAAUUGUUGUCUGUAGAGAAACGGUGGGAAUGGUGAGCUUACAACAGCAAGAAGCUAGAUGAACAGGAAUAAUGGCGGGGACAGACCAUGGUGAAGUGUUGACCAAGUUUGACGAAAUAUUCGGGAAAGUUGUUGAGCAUGAAGUCAUCAAAAUGGUACUUCAGUCUUGUGACUGGGAAUCUAAACGUGCAUCAGAACUGUUACUGGCAAUGAUAGAUGAAAAUGACCUGCCUGCUUAUGUACGGAAUGCGUUAGCUGCUGAUUCUUUUGUGCAGGACAGUUGCAGGAAGUUUCAUAGUAAUUUCCCAGACAAUGACAGUGAACUGCAAAAAGAUUCUAAAGACCUGCUAAAGUUUAAUGGUGAUCAUAUUGACAAAAAUUCAGAUUAUCAGUCUAAUAAACUUGUAAGGCAGGAAACGAAUGGUGAUGAAGUAAAUUUUGUGACACCACCUUUAGUUCCUGACAUUGUUCACCAUGAAAGUACUUACAAUGGAAUGACUGACAUACAUGAAGAUUUUUUCAAAAGAAGUGAGAGAGAAAUGUGUCCUGCAUCACCCCACAGUAGUUAUGGAGGCAUGGAGAGCGAGUGUUCCUCACCCUCGCAGUCUCCACUCAAACUUGCUUCAUUGGGAGUUGAUUAUGAGGUAAAUCGAGAGCGAAAUACUUCUCAGUGGGUCUUGGCACCAGAAUUUGUGCCUAAUGCCUUAACCCUAAAUUCAUCAGCCAACAGUAAUGGCAUAUGGCCUCUAGGGAUGUGCCGCAGCUUAGUGCAGGCUCCUCAGCUAUCAUCUCUGCACUCAACAGAUAAACCCAAACCCAAAGAAAAAAUUUGUAAAAAAAAUGAAAUUGUUAAGAAGAUUUUACAAGGUCAGAAAGUUAUGAUUUUAAUGAGGGGUUUACCUGGCUCUGGCAAAACAACAUUGGCCAAGGAAAUAAAAGGUAGGACUGGAGUUAUUCUUUCCACGGAUGACUUUUUUUGUGAUAAACGCGGGAAGUAUAAUUACGACCCGUCCCGUAUUAAUGAAGCACAUCAGUGGAAUAAACACAGAGCUCUCCAGAAACUACAGGAUGGCAAAACUCCAAUAAUAAUUGACAACACAAACUUACAAAUGUGGGAAAUGAAGCCUUAUGUUAAACUUGGCCUUCAGUAUGGUUAUGAAGUGGAUAUUUUAGAUGCAGAAACUCCUUGGAAGCUGAAUGCAAAAGAACUUGCUAGAAAAAAUAUACAUGGUGUACCCAAGGGUAAAAUUACAGAGAUGAAAGGAAGAUAUGAUAAAGAUAUAAAGAUUGAACACAUUAUCACUUCCUUGCGGGGCUUUCAGGCAUUUAAUCAAAACAGCAGAAAUGACAGAGAAUUUUUUAGUUCUGACAUACAGACAAAGGAAGAUAAACCUACUGUUCCAUCCCAAAGCAUUAAAGUCAGACAACUGAUUGACAUUUCAUUGUUAGAUCCUCCUCAAGAAAAUUGGAUUUCUAUUGACGAUAGCGAUGAUGAUGCUGAUGUAGUAGUUGAAGGAUAUGAUUCUGAUUCUGAAGUGGAAGAGGAAGGUGUCAUGAAUUUAAGUUGUGUUUUUGAUGGAGGAAAAAUUGUACAGGAAGCUAGAAAUAACAAUGAUACCUGUACAUCUCCUGCCUUAAAGGAAAAAAUGACAGAUGAAGUACAAGCAGAUGGUGAGGUAAAGCAUGAAAAAGGAGGUAGUGAAGAAGGAAUUGGCUCUCCUAUUUGGAUAGAUGACAAACUUGAUAAAAUAUUGAGCCACAGUAGAGAUGAUGACAAAAUAGAACUUCCUGAGAACAAGAGUAUGGGUCGCGAGCUAAAGGUAACUUGUGAACUGGAAUGGGGAGACAUAUCAGAUGAAGAUAAAAUAAAAAUAUUAAUUGAAGAAGCAAAUACUGAUGUUGAUAUUGUACAAAAUGAGACAGAUUGGUUCAAUUUGACUUCACAGGAUACCGAUGAAGAGGCAGUAAGUGACCAGAAGUUUAGUGAUCUGGUCAUGAGUUUUGGAACUAUUGUAAAAGCAGAGAUAGAGAAAAAUGUUAGUGGGAGCACAGGAAUAGAUAAAAGCGUGGCAAGUGUUGAUACAGUAGACACUCAUGAUGAAGAUACAGCCAUGUAUGAAUUAUGUUGUAAUGUGGAAGAGAAAACUGGCAAAUCUCUCUCCAUGCUUGUAACACAAGCAGGAGAAAAUGAAGAGCACAAUUUUUUGCUUGUGGAUGGAAAUCAAGAUGAAGGGGGUGAAGCUGACAAAAGUUUAUUCUCUAUAAUAAGUUUAACAGAAGCAACAUCAAAUUUAAAGAUUAAUGAUACUGAUGAGAAUAUUUCCAGUAGGAUAACAAGAGAUCCUGUUGAAGAUCAUACCAAACUUGAUGCCUUGAUUGAUGGAAAAGAUUCUGUACAUACCAGUAAUACUGAAGCAUUACUUGUCACUGGAGAGAUAGAUAUGUCAGAACAAGAUCAGGUUGAUUCCAGGCAGAUGUGUGUUUCAUCUAGCUCAGAGGUUGAAUGUCAAGAAAAAUUAGGAGACGAACCUUCAGAGUGCUGGAAAGAAGAGACUCGAGAAGACAAGAGUACUGAGAUGUCUACAGAAGAUAAAGUUUUGGAAACAGGCAACACAGAGUUUUAUAAUGAAUAUACGCCAUCCACUAUUAACAGAGAUCCUCCACAGGACACUAGGGAUCACCAGCCAGAUGCAGAUAGUUUAAUGUCCUGGGAUUGUGUGGAUGUAACAGAAGGAGUAAGCUCUGGGGAUUGGGAUUCUUCUAAAAAAGUUGAGGUCAGUGACUUGGAGGCACAGUCCUCUAAGCCCAGUAGAACCAGACGUAAGCGAGCACCUGGAGAUCCAACUAAAUGGCUCGGUGAUACAAAUGAAAAGGCUGACAUUAUAGAAGAUCCAACUAUUGCUUCUUGGAAUCCCGUUCAGAGUGGUACACCCUCAUGGAACACUACUUCACCUCAUUCCACCAGUCCAUCAAAGAGAGGGACUAAAGAGUUACACUCUAACAUUUCUCUAGAACUACAGCCUCAUACUGGUGCAGUAUCUAAGUUCAGGAAACGGCGACGACAUACUCGAAGUCACUCGGCAGCCAGUACUAGUUCAAGUCAUUCAGACGAGCAGGCAGCAUCUGAUGCAACAAAUGCUUUGCUAAAUGAAGAAAAGAUCCUAUGUGAUGCCAAGAAGACUGUGCAAAUUAAAUCUUCCACUGCAGAAACUCAAACGCUGUCCAUUGACUUUGAGGCUUUACAAUUAGAUAAUAAUCUCUAUGAGUUGAAGGUACUGUAUGGUCAACCAGAUUAUGUCACAAAGACAACCAUUGAAGUUUUACCUGAAAAUGGACCUUUAACCCGGGGAAAACUUUGCCUAGAUAAAAGUAGCAUGACAGAAAGCAACUUGGAUGUCACCAUGGUAGAAUCCUUUCAAAAUCUUGUUGCAUUCUUUCCACACAUUCCACAGGAUGAUCUUCGAGAUGUAUUAGAAAAAUGCAAAUAUAAUUUAGACUGGGCUAUGAAUGUGUUGCUGGACAGUGGGUAUGAAAUGUCAGAUCCCACUGAUACAAAUAUAAGUCCUGCAGAAAUUAAGGAACUAGACUUAGACACAGAGUCAACAGGGGACACAGCAAGUACUGGAGAGGGUAGGAAUGACCAGUCUUCAUUUGCUGAUGCUAGUGACAUGUCUCUAGAUAUGCAUUUGGAAGAUAGAUCUAAAAAAAUAAGGCAGAGCCAGAAACUAAAAGAUUUGGAAAAUAAGAAGGCAAUUGAAAAUGCUUUUACUUUUCCAGAAUCUGUGGAUGACAGAGUAACAAGAUUAACUGGUAGUGAUUUCAAUGAUCUCAACAUGAAAAAAGUUAAACAGAUGAAAGCAAGGAAGAAACAAGGAGGAAAGAAAAAUACACCAGACAAAAAGGUACAAUCUUCAGGUAGCAGCACCAAUGGUGAGGGUGGAGAAGGAGCCCAAUAUGUGACAUUGGUAAUGGACUCCCUGUUUGCCUCUCAGCUUAUUAGAAUGUUUGGUCCUGUGGGCUCUUGUGAAGUUAGUGGAGAGUUGUCGCUAGAAGACCGCAGUGUUAUCCUCCCUCUAGAAAUUUGUCUCAUGAUUCAUAAAAACUGGGCAUCUACCCUUGAUGGCAAAUUUGAGCAUGAGGCAGAGGUCUUAGACACCCUUAUCCGUGAAGAUGAAAUUCUUGCACGGCGUUUGCAGGAGGAAGAAAACUCCGAGGCAGGAACAAGAAAUGGAAAGAAAACAGAGAAGAUUGAUGAAAUAUUCCAAAAUGAUCCACCCUCUGGAUUACAAGAAAUUAUGGACCUAGAAAAAGCUCUUCAGCAAAGCCAAGUAGAUACAGUUUCUGCAGACAGUCUUUCUAUUUCCUCUUGUCUCAACUUACAGCGUUUGUAUACGGAAUAUCCUCACGUUGAUCCCGACGCACUGAAGGAGGAAUUUACAAAAAGUGACUACAAUUACAAGAAUACAGUAGAAAGACUUUGUGAUCAAUAUGGUUCAGAAAAGGGAACUCCCAAGACUGUGAUAGCCCCUGAAGCGCUGUACAGGUUUGAGCAACAGAUGAUACAACAGGCACAGCAGAAUAGUUUAGCUCAGCAAGAGGAAGAAGAGGAAUUAGCCCUACAAGAGGAUGAAGAUGAGGGAUUUCCAGAUGAUCCACAGGUAUAUCGGAAUGAAGCUCAACUGCAUUAUAAUCAGCGUCAAGAGGCGUUUAAAAAGGCACAAGAAGCAUCUAGCCAGGGAAUGAAGGCAGUGGCCGCUUAUUAUGCUCGUAUAGGAAACUUGCACUCCACGAAGUUAAUUGAGGCCAAUCAGCGGGCAUCUAAGAAAAUUUUAGAAGCGACUAAUGCAAACAGAAAGGAUGCAAAUAGUUUAGACUUACACCUUUUACAUGUUCCUGAAGCAGUAAGUGCAACUCAAGCAUUCCUGUCAGAGAGACAACGUGUACUAGCAUCUCGGGGGAUUGGACAAAUGCAAGUCUCUUUGAUAACAGGUCGAGGUGCUCAUAGUGUUGGAGGACAGGCCAGAUUAAAGCCAGCAAUUAAAGAGUUUCUUCAGAAAAGUGGUUAUUUGUUCCAUGAAGUAAAUAGGGGAAUGUUUCUGGUCACAUUGCAGUUGCAGCAGUCGUAGUAUUAAGAAAAUGUGGAUUCAUAUAUUGAUAGCAAUAACAGAGCUUAAAUCAAGUAUUUUCAUUAUCAUCGUAGGUGAUAUUUUUGACCCAGAAUAGUCGUAAAAUCAUAAUUUAAUGAAGUUCAAAGUUUUCAAUGAUGAUCAUAUAUAGUACAGUUUGACCUUCAGUAUUAGGGAAGAUUCAUGUGGCCAGUAGUACAGAUUUGGGUUUGUAUGUGGGUGAUAACAAUUUGCUUUUAUUUACUGGGAUUUUAAUAUAUGCUUGCAUUUAUUGUAUUUCCCCCAUAAGAUUAAAACAUUUCCCAUUAAUAACAAAUACAGUAUGCAAUCAGCUGCAUUAAGAUAUAUGUUAUGUACUGUAGGUAAUGCCAUACUACAUAAAUCUUCUCUUAACUGAAGGGACGUUUUGUGUUUGUCUUGAUUUUUAUAACCGUUUCAUGAAAGUAAGUUGACGGAAGUGCAGAUUAUAUUAAAAUUUUGUGACUUUACAAUACAGUAUAUUUAUUAUUAUAAUUAUUAUUAUUAUAAUUAUUAUUAUUAUUAUUAUUAUUAUUAUUAUUAUUAUUAUUAUUAUUAUUAUUAUUAUUAUUAUUAUUAUUAUUAUUAUUAUUAUUAUUAUUAUUAGAGCCAGUCUUUGCUUGCUAAUGUAGAUUGUGAGAGGUGAAAUUUUGAAAGUAAAGAGUCCCAUGGCAAUUAUGAAUUGUGAAAGGUUAGAAAUAGGAGUUGUCAAAGAGUUACAAGGAACAUGUGAAGGAAAUUGUUGUAAUGUGAAAGAGCUGUGGUGCUAUAUUGUGAUAAUGUUUAUAUACUGUAGUUGAUCACUGUUCACAGUAAUUGGCUAAGGUUUAGUAAUUUUUAAUCUAAAUAAUAUGGUUGUAGCUAUGCCUCCCUUGUUAUUUAGGUACAGUAUGUAGCUAAAAUCAAUUGUACAGGUAAUUGCUUUUAUUUUUUAAAUUAUCAUUUAAGAGUACAGUACAGUAAUUUUUUAAAGAAUAUAACUCUUCCAUUGUUUUAUGUUGUAAAGCUACUGAGAUAACAAGUAAAUGUUGAGUUUCUGGUGCAACUGCUGUGGAUUUUAGUAUUUUUUUAUUUUAAAGUACUGCUGACUUUGCUGUCCCUUAUUAUAUUGAACUGUUGGUAAGGUUCAGAAUUAUUUAAUUUUUUAUUUGUACAUAUUUGGGUGUUAAAGGCAAGCAUCAGGGGAUUGAGAGAUAUGUAAUAAUUUUUGGAGGGAAUUUCUUAAGAGAUUGUCAGAUACUAUAUUUGUUUUUAGAUGAAAUAAUGUUUCUUGUCUGGUGCAGAAAAGACAUGCAGUAUGUAUAUUAUCUGUGCAAAAAAAGUACAAACUUUCAAGAAAACUUGGAAAUUAACUUUUGUUGUACAAAUGUUAUUGAUAACAAAUUUACACUUAUUACCCUGAACCAUUCAGCAGUUGUAACAUUUUUUAAUAAGAUACUCAUUAAGAGUACAAUUAUGUUACAGUAUUUUUGUGAGAAUAAUUCUUAGGUUCCAUCAUAAACUUUUUUAAAACCAAUUGGUAAACCUCGUUCAGCCAGACAACAUGUGCUAAGGUCUUGUCUUGAUGUGAUAAUAAAAAAGAAGAAAAAAUACAGGGAGAUGCAAAAUUAUACUCUGAUAAUGAGAAGAGUGAACAAUAGAUACACUAGCACAGUAGUCAGUACAGUAGUAAUGUAAAGAAAUGUACUCUACUGUAUUGUAAAAUUUGUAAUGGCUCCUGAAGUGGGGAGAAAAACUUGCAAUUUAUCUGCUCUUUUAGUUAUUGUAGAGCUUAUCAUUUGCAGCACCAUCAUCAUACAUUACUACACACAUCAAUUUAACAUUACCUAAGCUUUAAAGUGUUUGUUUGUUUGACACGACAUGAAUUUUUGUAUGGAAACUGGUUCGAUGGAUUUUCUAUGAUUGGUUAAACCAUUCUGAUAUAUUUUGGUAAAGCGCUGUCCAGCUGAACGAGAUUUUCCUUGACUUUGUGAUCUUUUAUAAAAUUUGUAUCCCUUAAAUAUUGAUUUCAUGCAGUUUAUUAUUUCAGUCCCCCUCCCCCCUCCUUUAUGCAUCCUGAUGGUCUUCAUCACUAAAAAAAUAGCAUAUGUGAGACAGUUGUUGGCAAACCAUCACAUCAACGUUCAUCCCUGUAGUAAUGUGAUCAUUUAUUAUUCUUCCAAUCUUUUCCUAUGUAAUGCAGGGUGGCUGGGAACACACACACACACAUAUGCACACUUACUUUACUCUUCAUUCACUUCAUUCAUUGAAUAUGACUCAUUUAGACAGGGGAGUGUGGCAGCAAGGGAAACACAAGCAGACGUUAAGGAGGUUGCACUUGACACGUGUUUCUACCUUAGUUUAAUUUAGGUUAGGUUAUGUUAUGGAUACUACAAACCAAAACAAGAAGAUUUCUGGGUUUCAUACCUUAUUGAUGACCUGUUGUUGAUCUGACUUGGAUGGUAGUUUCUAGUCAACCCAAUAAUGAUGAAACACAAACCUAAUCUGAAAAACAAUCUAAUCUAAGUACUGUAAUUGUAAUCUAACCAAAUCUAUUGUAACAACUCAACCCAUAGGUUAGGUUAGGAUUUGUUUUGUUAGGUUAGGUUAUAUUAAUGGCAGUGGUGGACGUGACACAUCCUUAAUAGAGGUUUGUUUUCUUCUCAUGCUGACAAACUCUGACACAUGAUUCAUUUUCCUUAUAGAAACUUUGGGAUGUUUCUUACGCCCUCAAAAAACUUAAUAUUUGUGCUCCAUUCUUUCUCAUAAUAGGUAAUAUCUUUGUUAGCUGGACUCCUUCUUAACUGGAACUCUCCGAGAGCCGGAAUUGAAAAUUUCUUGGAAAAUCAUUCCCAGAGCCGGAAUUUUCCAGAAAAUUCCAGCUUUGGGAAUGAUUUUCUGAUGGGCACAUUUUCUGGAAAAUUUUUAGAAAAUUUUACUGGUACCCAGAAAAUUCCAGGGAUGGGUGGAGUUUUUUACUGGGUUUGAGAGAGGAAAAUCAGGCGCAUUUUGGGGAAAUUCUGAGAAAAUUUUUGUGUUACCCGGAAAAUUCCGGGGAUGAGGGAUUUUUUUCCGGCUUUGAGAUAGUUGUCUCGUUACCCGGAAAUCUCUCAUUCCCGGAAGUGCUCUGUACCAAUUGUUCCGACUAACGAAGAUAUCACUUUAUUUAGUAUAUACCUUCUGUUUAGCUUGCACACACACACACACACACACACACACACACACUGGCAUGCCUCUAUUUUCUCUACAUUUGUUCAUAUGACCUUUCUAUUUUUGCAGAACUGCACUCAUAUUUUCAGUCACUCUUGACAUCUCCACACAUUUCUGUUUGGUAAUAGAUUACAAGUUGGGGUAACAUGUCCACACACCUCAGGACGAGAAAGAGGAGGUGUUUUAAGCCUCAUGGUGAUAACUUGCUUCUUUUCACCCCACAUCCGUCCCUCAUAGAAACCAGGCCUAUAAGCCUGCCCAAAUAUCACAGUUCAGAGUAUGUACAGUAUUUGUAGGUUGUAAGUAUGUACGUAAUUUUUUAUUCUAACCUCUUAAGUCUAUACAAUAUAUAAAAGAGACAGAUUUCUACUAAGAUGUAAGAACAUUUUUGUAAAAUCUUUUCAAUUUAGUGCUAGGGUAGAAACAUGCCUAGUUAUCAUAGGUAAAGAAAGGCUUGUGUGCUCUUUGUAUGUCUUCAUGGUUUUUAUUUUCAAUUUGGUUUCCUUUCCUGUUAUAAGGACAUAGGAAUUAUGAAUGUGUCACUGCUUUAUGAUAUACUGUCUGCUCUGAUAUGAAAAAAAGUUGUUUGAAGGCUAACUAAGAUACCAAUUGUUGAAUGAGUAUCAAUUGAUGUUCUUAACAAAAAUUCUCUUUUAUAUGAGUAAUUGUUGAGUUUGUUAUUAAAUUGACAACUUAGACAGUAUUAUUAGCAGUUGAUGAAUUCACCUGUUUACCUAUUUACAGUACAGUAUUCUCAUGUAUAGUUCUAUAUAUUUUAUUGGUUUGUUUCAUUAUUUGCAUAAUCAGUGUUUGGUAGAUUUUUGAUAUGUGAUCCAACACUGCCCCAAAUAAGGAAAAGCUCUCAAUAAAGUGGCUGGACUCUA
Molecule: messenger RNA, 9299 nt
Organism: Homarus americanus (American lobster)
Lineage: Eukaryota; Metazoa; Arthropoda; Malacostraca; Decapoda; Nephropidae
Exons: 2
Coding region: 154-5208 (1684 amino acids)
Molecular function (GO): ubiquitin binding
Source: RefSeq, a predicted model, not a curated record